UCUCCUCCGGACCUGCUCCAGGAUUUAUUUAAUUCUUAUGAAACUUCGCUACUAGCCGGAGCGCUCCUCCCAUGGUGUCCCCGGGAGACUCCCCGGCCUGUACUCGACUUUACGGAAACAAUCGGCGACCGUGUGGGGGUCUUGGAAAUCAUGGAAACGUGGUUCUUGAAUCCGGUCCUCUGUGUGUCUCUGUCGGUGCUCCUGCUGGGUCUGCCGGGGCCCCUCGGGGCAGGUUCCCCCACCAUCAACAGCACGGGUCCGGUCACGGCAGGAUUUUCUUAUUCAACCGCCACAGAUGAACUCAGGAACAUGAAAAGCAAUGAAACGUCAACCUCACACUCCAGCGAGAGUUUAUCCCCAUCACAGAGGAACGUCCUGCUCACACACACCGCUGAGGCUCACGCUGCUGCUGCUGCUGUCGACACUGAACGGAUAACAACCUUCACGGAAACAAGCAGCGGGUCACUAGAGGACGUUAGUCAGUCUACUGAACCACUGACCUCCACCUUAGCUGUAGCCACGACUGAAAGCAGUAGUAGUAGUAGUAGUAGUAGUAGCGACAGCAGUAGUAUUAGUAGCAGCAGUAGUAGCAGUAGUAUCAGUAGUAGUGGUAGUAGUAGUCGUAGUAGUAGUAGUAGUAUCAGUAGUGGUAGUCGUAGUAUUAGUAGUACUAGUGGUAGUAGUGGUGGUAGUAGUAGUAGUAGUACUACUAGUGGUAGUAGUAGUAUUAGUAUUACUAGUGGUAGUAGUGGUGGUAGUAGUACUAGUGGUAGUAGUGGUGGUAGUAGUAGUAGUAGUAGUAGUACUACUAGUGGUAGUAGUAGUAUUAGUAGUACUAGUGGUAGUGGUGGUAGUAGUAGUAGUAGUACUACUAGUGGUAGUAGUAGUAUUAGUAGUACUAGUGGUAGUAGUGGUGGUGGUAGUAGUAGUAGUAGUAGUAGUACUACUAGUGGUAGUAGUAGUAUUAGUAGUACUAGUGGUAGUAGUGGUGGUAGUAGUAGUAGUAGCAGUAGCAGUAGCAGCAGGGACCAAAAGAACAUGACAAACACAGACCAGGUCUCGGACUCCUCCCCUGCUGGGUCCUGGGAGGCUACUUCGUGGAUGUCGACAGAGGAGGCCAGACUCCUCCAGGACAGCCCACACACCACCCUCCAGCUCGGAGAUGCCGUCCACACCGACACCUCCACCACCAUCAGCCGCGCCGGGGAGAGGACCCUGCUGUCCGUCACCUCCUCUUCCAGCAACAGCACCUCCUCCGCCUUUACAGAGGACUCCAACUCCCAUCAGCCCCCCUCCACCUGGGGUGUUCCUGCUCGGUCUACAGAGACUGAGGACUAUACCCAGAGCUCCCCGUCCACAAGGACCGACAGACGGGAAACAACAGACCAACACAUGACCCACUCCUUUAAGGGGCUAUUUCCAGAGACGGGGAGCACAGGGGGGUCCCGAGGAACCCAAAGUUUAACCGGACAACCUAAUGCAAGCCAUCGUCAAUACACCUCCACAUCAGAGGAGACCUCAGACUCAACACCACCUCUCAGAGUGACUGAGCCCAGCACUGACCAAUCCACAGUGUCCUUUACCUCCAUAGCUACUGUCACCUCACCUGCACAAGGCCCCACUGACAUCUCAGGGACGGAGCAGGGGUCGGCCUCGAGUGUCACAACCUCCACUGAGGCCUCCACCAUCGCUCACAGAUCCAGCACUCAGAACCAGGAGGGUACUGAGGGGGUUUCAUCCCCGACCAGUGGGGACAGCGUGGGCGUGGGUCUGUCCACAGCGACACCGACAGUCAGCAGCAGUCCGUCUGAAGCAGACGCCUCUCUGACGGACACACCGGUGAUGGUUACUGAGGUCUUCCUCACCAGCACACCUGUCACUGUGACUGAAAGAUCACAGAUAACAGAGGAAGACCCUUUCAAAGCCACUGCGUCCACCACCACCAAUGCCACCACCACCACCAACCCCACCACCACCAACCCCACCACCACCACCACCACCAACCCCACCACCACCACCACCACCAACCCCACCACCCCUCCUCUCGUAGCUGCAACCUCACCCUCCAUGUUUAUCAGCUCCGCUCGCAGCUCCACCCCAGGGUCACCUACCGAGGCCACCAUCCCGCACACGACAUCCUCCUCCACAUCCUCCACCUUGGCCCUUCUGACCUCUGCAGCGCAGCAUACUCGCCACUCGUCACCCAGCCAAACUCCGGAGCCCCCAACUCGGACGGCUAACCCCACAAACGCCACCGAGCUGCAGACAGAAACAAGCUCAGGCACUUCAGGAAUCGCCACGACUCGUCGCCCUCACGUCACCGCCACCUCCACCCGCAUCGCCUCAACCAAAAGUACGGCGCAGCUGCAGACCACAGGGAGACAGACGGAGAGAGGAACGACAGAGCUGGUGGGCACGCCACCACCCACCAAGGCACCAGCACCCCCAAGAGACGCUUGUGUGUCCAACCCUUGUAUGAACGGAGGGAUGUGUGUGAGCUAUAAGGGGCAUCAAUUCACCUGCCGCUGUCAGCAGGCAUGGACAGGGCCGACCUGCAACCAGGAUGUGGACGAGUGUGAGAGGGAUCCCUGCCCCGUCGGGUCCAGGUGUGUCAACACACGAGGUUCCUUUAGCUGUGAAUGUCCGCUCGGGUUCGACCUGCAGGAUGGACGCACGUGCACCAGAGCAAAGGCGUUUCUGGGAACUUUCAGUGUUGACAGACUGCCUCAUGACCCUGUUAUCUUCAAGAGCGCCACCAUGCAUGAGAUCCAGAGAGAGAUCAUCCAGCUGCUCAAUGCUUCUUUGUCAGUCCUCCGAGGAUACAGCCGCUCAACGCUGAUGAAGAAAGGAGAGGACGGGGUUCGUAUCUCAGCUGUCAAUAUGUUUUCCAUUACCACUGAUGUGACGAGCACAGAGGUCUACAACAGCAUCCAGAUGUCGCUCAGCAACUGCAGCUCCGCAGUGGCCCACUGCCGGAUGGUCCUGCACCACCAGCUCAGUUACCACGUGGAAAGUCUGUGUGUGGCCCAGAGGACUCAGUGUGAUGCAGAGCGCUCCACCUGCACCGACAACAGCGGCACAGCCAACUGCCGGUGUCUGCAAGGUUACUACAAACACGACCCCGAUGACCUGUCCUGCUUAGAAUGUGGCGAUGGCUACAAGCUGGAAAAUGGCACCUGUGUUUCGUGCAUGUUUGGAUUUGGGGGAUUCAACUGUGGAAACUUUUACAAGCUGAUCGCGAUCGUGGUGUCACCUGCAGGAGGCGCUCUGCUCCUCAUGCUCAUCAUUGCUCUCAUUGUCACCUGUUGCAAGAAAGACAAGAAUGACAUCAACAAGAUCAUCUUCAAGAGUGGAGACCUGCAGAUGUCCCCAUACACAGACUUCCCCAAAAAUAACCGCAUCUCCACGGAGUGGGGCAGGGAGACCAUCGAGAUGCAAGAGAACGGCAGCACCAAGAACCUGCUGCAGAUGACGGACAUUUACUACUCUCCUGCGUUGCGGAACUCAGACCUUGAGAGAAACGGCCUGUAUCCGUUCACGGGUCUGCCGGGCUCUCGCCAUUCGUGCAUCUACCCCGCCCAGUGGAACCCCUCCUUCAUCAGUGACGAUUCACGAAGACGAGACUACUUCUAACUAACCUUAAAAAAACACAGACAUACACACACACACACAUACACAUACACAUAAACUUACUGUCUCUUAAAUUAUAAAUUGUGUGAUCUGAUAUGAUAGAUAGAUAGAUAGAUAUAUACUUUAUUAAUCCCCAAGGGGAAAUUUGUCGUGACAGUAGCAGCAACACACAAGAAUAAAAAACAAAACGCAAAAUAUAAGAAACAGGGAUGAAAGAUAUAGAAGUAUACAAGUAAGAUAAAAGUAAAAUACAAAACAUGUUACACUUGAUGUCACACUUAGAGCCCAGUUGAUCAUCUGUAGGGCUGCACACUUAACUAUGUAAAUGCUGGUGUGUGCGUGUGCGCGUGGGCGUUUUAUGUAAGUGCAACUUUUUUGCAAGUAAAAUGUUUCCCUCGUGUCAUUGUGUGACCAUUUCAGUAUUUUGCAUGUUUUAGCUCAUUUACUUUAUCUCACACAUUGUGUUGCUGCUGUGUUGACAGUUUAAUUUGUUUUGUCAUGCCUCACAGGCGGCUGCUGACUCACUUCCUCACCGUGGGAUGAAAAGCAAUAUGCAGACGCUCUAAACGUGCUUGAGGUAGAUUUUUCCUGAAAGUAAACAAUCCGAUUUGCUCCCUGAUGACGCAGUGCAGAUCUGCUUAACAAAUCUCAACUGCGUUGAUGCACGAUGAUUCCAAGCAGACAAGGGCUUCACUGUGUUCAGUCACUGUGCUCACAGACAGGAAUGUGAUUUAUUGUGAUUAUUAAUCUCUGGGAUGUAGAGAAACAACACAGAUUAAGAACAAACAAGGAACCAGCAGUGAUGUGAAGUGUUUGUGGAGUGUAGCAAAUAGACUAGAACAUGCAAAAACAUUGACAUGGUCAUUUAAGUGCUGGAAUAUGAAAAUGUGCGUGCCACUGCUGUGAUUUGAAAAUAUUCAGUUUCUUCUCAGAUAAUAGUCUAAGAAUGAAGUGUUGAUGGAAGCAGACGAUGACAAACCACUGAAGGAUGCACAAAGUUCUGUUUAAACUGAUGAAACAAUUUGAAUUUUGGUGCCAACAUGUAUUUAUUUCCUAUAUGUCCACGUCCUUGACAUGUAGCAUACUGGACAUCUCAUAUACACACUGACGGACUGAAGAGGGAUGCGUGUGCGUGUGCGUGUGCGUGUGCGUGUGCGUGUGCGUGUGUGUGUGUGUGUGUGUGUGUGUGUGUGGUAAUUAACUACCACGAGGAUCACAACUGUCAAUGACUGCAAAGAAUGUAAAGCUGUAUCAUAAUUAGUUUGCUAUUUCUGACAUGAAGUAUUAUUUUUAUGUGACUGUUUUUGUCUUUGUGUUUAUGGCAUCUGUUUCUGGCGUUUUAGUCAGAUGUGCUUAUUUAAAUAAAAAGAUUUGCACGGCA
This is a messenger RNA of Pseudoliparis swirei, 5011 nucleotides long. RefSeq names its product heart development protein with EGF-like domains 1 (gene heg1). The transcript has 15 exons. Gene Ontology annotation, biological process: heart development. The record is from RefSeq and is a predicted model, not a curated record. Gene Ontology annotation, molecular function: calcium ion binding. Lineage: Eukaryota; Metazoa; Chordata; Actinopteri; Perciformes; Liparidae. Bases 151 to 3633 code for a protein of 1160 amino acids.